Falco peregrinus (peregrine falcon) is the source of this 3565-nucleotide messenger RNA. It is a transcript of the gene YAF2, whose product is annotated as YY1 associated factor 2. Gene Ontology annotation, molecular function: DNA binding; transcription coregulator activity. The record is from RefSeq and is a predicted model, not a curated record. Lineage: Eukaryota; Metazoa; Chordata; Aves; Falconiformes; Falconidae. The coding region runs from base 304 to 846 and encodes 180 amino acids. Gene Ontology annotation, cellular component: nucleus. Gene Ontology annotation, biological process: positive regulation of DNA-templated transcription. The transcript has 4 exons.
AGCCCCCGCGGCGCCCCGGCCCCGCCGCCGCCCGGCUCGCAGCGCCCGAGCCGCCGGCAGUUGCGAACCUGCCGCCGUGCGCGGCCCGCCGGGCGCCGCGGCCUGCGGGCGGCCGCUGGUUGGCGGCGGGGGGACACGUGAGGGGGGAGGGGGCAGCGGCGGCGGCAGGAGUUUCCCCGACAGCUGGAGGUUGCGGCGGCGGCUCCUCCUCCCCGGGUCCCCGUUAGAGCCCGGAGACCCCCCGCGCUCGUCCUUAUUGACAAACACACAAAGGGCCGCGCCGGGGCCGUGUCUGGAGCCGGCAUGGGAGACAAGAAGAGCCCGACCAGGCCGAAGCGGCAGCCGAAACCCUCCUCGGACGAGGGCUACUGGGACUGCAGCGUCUGCACCUUCCGCAACAGCGCCGAGGCCUUCAAGUGCAUGAUGUGCGACGUGAGGAAGGGCACCUCCACACGGAAACCUCGACCUGUCUCUCAGCUGGUUGCACAACAGGUUCCUCAGCAAUUCGUGCCCCCUACACAAUCAAAGAAAGAGAAAAAAGACAAAGUAGAAAAGGAAAAAAGUGAAAAGGAAACAACAAGCAAAAAGAACAGUCAUAAGAAAACCAGGCCAAGAUUGAAAAAUGUGGAUCGAAGUAGCGCUCAGCAUUUGGAAGUUACCGUUGGAGAUCUGACAGUCAUAAUUACAGACUUUAAGGAGAAAACUAAGUCACCACCUGCUUCCAGUGCUGCUUCUGCAGAUCAACACAGUCAGAGUGGUUCUAGUUCUGACAACACAGAGAGGGGAAUGUCCAGGUCGUCUUCACCCAGAGGAGAAGCGUCAUCACUGAAUGGGGAAUCUCAUUAAAGUUUAUUUCCUCCAGUUUCUUUAGUCUCUUCUCUUCAAAACAUACAAAUACUUAACUUCUGUCACCUGUUACCACAUUUUCAUGACAGAUUAUUUAUGCACAAUUGGUAUGUUGACUGGAACAUAAUUUAUGCAUUUAAAAAAGAAAAAAGUUCAGUGGUAGAAACAAUAAUUUAAAUGCAAUCUACAAAUGCUUACAAAGCAUUUUGAGACCAACUUUUUAAUAUUCAUGUGUAAAGGUGCCAUGAAAAUGUGGUUUGAAUGUUCAUUAUGCAGUGUUAUUGGUAAGUCCAUUUUCACUUUUAGUUUAGUGAAUUCUAACACAACUCUUGGAGUCUCUACUAUUGGCAUGUACUGAAUUUAAAUUUUUAUGACAUAGUUCAAGCUGCCUAAAUAUGUAUUAUUUGAGAAUUGUGAAACAUAGUUAUAUGUAUGCAAGUCAAAGAUCAACUUAAUCAACUAUUGCUGCAACAGAAUUUUCAUAAUAAUUAUCUUCUUAAAAACACCUGCUGGUACUUGGUGUGGUUAAAUAGGAAAAAUGUUAUUAAAUAAAACAUUUGUAUGAAUUUUUGCCAAUGUUUGACACAUUUUACUAGAUUACUGUUACUGAAUUAUGUUGAUGGUUUUACCAAUAUUUUUUCACACUUAAAACACUUAUUGUAAUGUUUACAAGCAAAAUAGAAAACACAUUCUAAGCAUUGAUUGGUUAACCAUACAAUUCAGGUAAAGUACUACAUUGUCACUGUACACUGGUAUUCUAUGUUGUGUAACAAAUAUUGAACCUUAGAUGACAAUGCAUUUGGCAAAAACUAACAUUUGGAAAUAUGAAAGUUUGGAAAAGCUUUAAAAAUAACAGAAGUGCAGUUCUCAUUUCUGCUUAGUGCUGUUUCCUUGCUCCAAAUUUAUCUACUGUCAUACAGUCACCUAUGAUUUCAUUACAUGAAUAUCAGAUGUUGCACAAGAAUAAGGAAAUAACACUAUUAAUUUUUUGUUCCUCAAUCAAUUUCUUUAAUAUUGAUUUGGCCUAUUAGAAUAUAUUACAUUACAAAUCACAUGAAAAACCUCAGUACCCUACUUUCUAGCAUAAACUGUCAACAUUUAUGCAAUUAGCAAUAUACUGAUACAGAACAGAACUAUUUACAAUCCCAUCUGGUAUUGUGUAAAAUUACCAAUAAAAUAUUUUUGUGAAUACAGAUUUUGCAUUUUUGUUUACAACCAAUAAGUGUUUUGAUACACACAUCCAAACCAUGUAUAGAUUUUAAUUUAUAGGUUCAGGUUCAAUACAAAAGUCCAUUUAGCUCCUUUUAGUGAGGUAGUCCACUUAAACUCCUGUGAUUCUUUUCUUUUUCAUUCAAAGUAAAUAUAUUUUUAAGCCCUUGUAAAAGUUGGAUGGACCUUCUUGGUAGUGAAUCCAGCCCCAAAUUAUUACCAACUCAAGAUAUAGCUUCUUAACAGCUAAAACAAUGGAUUUUUGUAGCCCCUGACAAUUGUGAUGUUUGGUGGUUUCUUGUAGUAAUGUAUUUUUCUGUUUUUAAUGCAGUACUUCUACAGGCACAAUGGUACUGUUCUAUUUUGUAAGAUGCUAGUUGUGAAAUACAGUUAGUUGCAUAAAAUGAAAGUCUGAUGUGAUAUCUGAGAACAUACAUACCUCAUUCCUUGGUGUUGCUGUUUAAACUUUUUAGACAUCAAAUGUUAAUUAUAGGCUAUUUCAGAUGAAUAACUACUGACCUGUUUAUUAUGUAUUCUGCUUUAUCAUACUAAAUAGGAUGUCUGUUAAUUGCCGUUACCUGGCCAAAUCUUAGUAUCUGUAAAACAAUGCAUUUUAAGGUUCUUAAAUGUUUUUGGGGCUGGGCUGGUGUUCAGAAUAACAUACACUAGUUUUUAAAAGAAAAAUACAUGCUUCUCAACUUUAUUUUUUUAUAUUUUAUUUUUAGGUGGGACUGUUUGCAGAAUAUACUGAUGUAAUAGAUUACAAGAGGCUGAAACUGUUUAAAGUAAGCAGUUUAAUGAUAGCAAACCUCAUCAGAAGAUGUUUUAUGAAAUGUGUUUCUAAUUUAGAAUGUAAUGAAUGCUAACACAUUUCAGAAUUCCUUGCAAACAAAUAAUCUAUUACUAGUAGUUCACUAAAAUGGGAAAAUUAUUUUCAUUUAACUUUGUGUGGAUAAACCACCCAGCACUGCCAACAAGAGGUCUCUUUGUAUCUUCAGAAAUAAGUAGCCAUUUGGUUUGGAAGAAAGGGGGGAUGGAGUGGAUUUUACUAUGAUUCAACUGUCUCUAAAGAAUAAUCUCAAAAGUGUGGUACAAGCAUGGCUGUAAUCAAAAAGAAUGCAGGAUAUUCUGAUGGUUGUUUAAGACCUAGAAAAGGAACUUCUAACCACAGAUACAAUGCAGGUCAGCUAGGAUCUAAAAACUGAGCAGUGGUGGUAUGAAUUAUUACGUUGCCAGUGUUUACAUUGCAGUGAUGCCUGUUUUGGCAUUAAAUGAAGUUAAGAUAAUUCUUGCCUGUUUGUGAUUAAAGGGAUGUGACAAUACUGACAGCAGAGUAGACAAAUUCUAAGUAGAAUACGGCAUUUGACUCUGUUCAUGAUGUUAUAAUUUAAAUGAACUUCACUUUCAUAAUUUCUAAAGAAUUCUGACUUGUAGUAAACCUAAAUCCUUUUUCUAACUGUAAAUAUAUUUAAAAGCAUCUUUACUCCAUUUAUAAAAAGUGAAAAUUUAA